GACUUUGCACUACCUUGAGCCGCAUUCAGUUUCGAUUUAACGCUGAACCUGAUCGUAGGUUAACCGAACAUCACUCUCAGAAGUCACUCACAAAUUUCGGCCGGAAAGAAAGACAUAUAACUUUUAUCGCCACUUUAGCGGCUCUUUCGAAUAUAUAUUUUUAAAUUUUGUCGGACAACAUAAUUUUGGUUUUUCGAAAAUCCAACUGUCGACAAUUAGGAAAAUUGCAAUCAAAGAUUUCUUUUUUUUUUCCCGAUCGUUCAUUGAAUUGAUCCGUCCGAUCGUACGUGAUAUAUACUUUCGACUUCGUUGGCAUUUUUUUUUUCUUAUUGUUGUUGUUUUUUUUCUUUACACUUUGGUGUUUUCUAUUUAUUGUUUGUCUUGAGUGGUUUUUUUUUUAUAAAAAUUUAUUUAUAAAUAAAUAAAAAGUGAAUUGAAUUCGAAAAAGUAAAAAAAAAAAAAUGUCGAAUGCGACAAUGGAGAAACAACCGGGAACAGCAGAAGAUGACAGAUGCAUUAGUGGGCCACUAGAGUGGACGAUAUUAAUAGUUGCAAUUGUUUUGGGUAUUGCCCUGCUCUUGUUUCUGAUCAGAAAACUCGUCCAAGGACCAUUUUAUCGCAAAAAGAAUCGCAUCGAUGGCAAAGUGGUUGUUAUCACAGGCUGCAACACAGGAAUUGGCAAAGAAACCGCCUUAGAACUUGCAAGUCGUGGUGCAAAAAUCUACAUGGCAUGCCGUGAUCCAGUUCGAUGUGAAGGUGCUCGUUUGGAAAUCAUCGAAAAGACUAAAAAUGAAAAUAUUUUCAAUCGAACAUUAGACUUGAGUUCGUUAGAGUCUGUUCGGAAAUUUGCUGACAAAUUCUUAGCUGAAGAACCAAAAUUAGACAUUCUCAUCAACAAUGCCGGUAUUAUGGCAUGUCCCAAAGGAACAACAAAAGAUGGCUUCGAUUUACAAUUGGGUACAAAUCAUUUAGGACAUUUCCUACUAACAAAUCUACUUCUGGACUCAUUGAAACAAUCUGCACCAAGUCGUAUUGUUGUUGUUUCUAGUGCCAUUUACAUUUUUGGAAAAAUCAACAAAGAAGACUUGAAUUGGGAGAAAAGCUACAGCAAAUGGGGUGCCUACUCUCAGAGUAAACUUGCUAAUAUUUUGUUUACAAGAAAAUUGAACGAAAUGCUUCAUGGAACUCAGGUCACUGUAAAUUGUUGUCAUCCUGGAGUUGUCAAGACUGAAUUAUCUCGUCAUAUCAUUUCUGGAAGAACUAAAUCCUUGCUACGUCCUGUGACAAGAUUCUUCUUCAAGUCACCCAAAGCUGGUGCACAAACCUCAAUACGAUUGGCUCUAGAUCCAGAUCUAGAAAAAUCAUCAGGUGCCUAUUAUUUCGAUACAAUCAAAUGCCCAGUGCUGCCAAAGGCUAAAAAUAAGGAAAUGGCUGACUAUUUGUGGAAGAUUAGUGAAGAAAUGGUUGGACUACGACCAAAGGAACAAAUGACAGUUGUGCCAGUUACAUUGCAUGUACCACCUAAGAGCGAAUCGAAUGGACACACUACCGUUAUUGAUGUUGAAAGUGCUCCAAAUGAUAUGCCAGAUAAUAAAAAAAUGGAAGAAGCUAUUAUUAAAUCGAAUGGAAUUUCGGAAAAAUCGGAAAAAAUGAAGAAAAUGUCAGAAAGUGAGAAGCAAGAUGAACCGGAAAAGGUUGAUAAGUCCGAAAAGAUGGAAAAAAUGGAAGUGACUAUUACACGAAAUGAACCAGAAGAGAGUAAGAAACAAGAGAAAAUGGACCUGCCCGAAAAAAUUGACACCUCAGAAAAAUUCGAAAAAAUGAACAUGACGAAAACUAACGGUGAAAUGGUUGUGAGUGAAGACAAACCAGAUGGUGUUGAAAUGAAACAUGAAAUGCAACCUAGACAAGCAAUGGAAAAGAAAGAUCCUAUGGAAAAUAUUAAUGCAAUUGAGAAGGCUUCAGAUGUGAUAGAAAAGAAUGAUAUGAAAGAAACAACAGAAUCAGUUGCAGAAAUUGGAACGCGAGAAAAAGCUAUUUAAGAUGACUAAUUUAUAAUUUUUUAAGGAUCAGUUUUAUGUUUUUUUUUUUAAUUUUUAUUUUUAUAUAUAUAUUAAUUAAAUACUCAUCGCAUUAUUAUUUAGUUUAUUUAAUUUAAGAUUCAUUUCAUACUUAUUAUUAUUAUAAUUAUUUUUGAGUGUUAACUAUUUUAUUGGCUGCCUAUAAGAAUUUUUCAAGUUAAAAAUAAACAAGACAAGAAAUAUUUUUUAUUGUAAAUAAAUUAAAUUGUCAUACA
Episyrphus balteatus (marmalade hoverfly) is the source of this 2296-nucleotide messenger RNA. Its product is annotated as retinol dehydrogenase 12. NCBI's taxonomy places the organism in Eukaryota, Metazoa, Arthropoda, Insecta, Diptera, Syrphidae. The record is from RefSeq and is a predicted model, not a curated record. Bases 462 to 2042 code for a protein of 526 amino acids. The transcript is spliced from 4 exons.